CGCAAUCGCGCUCUCUCACCCAGCAGGGAGCCGCUUUUCCUGCUCAAUUUUCGCCCUUAGCUUCGGUCCUUUAGAGGAGGGUCUGGCAGGAUGGACGCUCUUUGACAGCCCUCAGAUCUCCGCACAUCUCAGCUGCGCGCACGUCCCUCGGUUUUCUCUGGCAACAGCAGCGGCACCUGUCGAGCUUUAGGCUUCAGUCAUGACAAGAGGAAAAAGCUCCCGUCCUCUUUCUGUGCUGGUCUGCUUCAUCGCUCUGUGGCACACAAGGUCAAGAGCAGAUUCUAAAUCAUCACAGAACUCCAAAGACAUUGCAACAUUCACCAGGAUCCUCGACAGUCUCCUGGAUGGGUAUGAUAACAGACUCCGACCCGGUCUUGGAGACCGAGUGACCGAGGUAAAGACAAAUGUCUAUGUGACCAGUUUUGGACCAGUGUCUGACACUGAUAUGGAAUACACAGUGGAUGUCUUCUUCCGUCAGAGCUGGUUAGACGAGAGGCUGAAGUUUCAUGGACCAAUGAACACCCUUCCGCUCAACAACUUGAUGGCCAGUAAGAUUUGGACCCCUGACACCUUCUUUCAUAAUGGCAAAAAGUCUGUGGCACACAACAUGACCAUGCCCAACAAGCUUCUGAGGAUCAUGGAGAACGGAACGCUUCUUUACACCAUGAGGUUGACCGUUCAGGCUGAAUGUCCCAUGCAUCUGGAGGACUUCCCGAUGGACUCACAUUCGUGUCCUCUCAAGUUUGGCAGCUAUGCCUACACUAAGACAGAGGUAACUUACAUCUGGACAAGAAAUGCCUCUCAGUCAGUAGAUGUGGCUGAUGAUGGAUCCAGGCUCAACCAGUAUGACUUGGUGGGUCAGACUGUUGGAAAGGAGACUAUUAAAUCCAGCACUGGUGAAUACACAGUAAUGACAGCUCACUUCCACCUGAAACGGAAGAUCGGAUACUUCGUAAUUCAGACGUAUCUGCCCUGCAUCAUGACCGUCAUCCUCUCCCAGGUCUCCUUCUGGCUCAAUAGGGAAUCGGUGCCAGCUAGAACUGUAUUUGGCGUGACCACUGUCCUCACAAUGACAACCCUCAGCAUCAGUGCCCGUAACUCUCUGCCGAAGGUGGCCUACGCUACUGCAAUGGACUGGUUCAUUGCUGUCUGCUAUGCCUUUGUCUUCUCUGCACUAAUUGAGUUUGCUACAGUUAACUAUUUCACCAAGCGAGGCUGGGCCUGGGAUGGAAAAAGUGUUGUCAAUGAAAAGAAAAAAGAAGUUUCUGUUAUGAAGAAGAACAACGCCUAUGCUGUUGCUGUGGCAAACUAUGCGCCCAACAUUACCAAAGACUCCACGCUGCCCACCAUCUCCAAGUGCACUCUGAACGAGCCCAACAAGAUCAUAGCAGAGUUGAAGCCUGAACAGAACAAGAAAACCUUUAACAGCGUCAGCAAAAUUGACCGCAUCUCCCGUAUUAUGUUUCCUGUGUUGUUUGGCACCUUCAAUCUGGUCUACUGGGCCACCUACCUAAACAGAGAACCUGUCAUCAAAGACCUAGAUCCUUCUAAAUGAGCAGCAGGAUUGUAGUGCAACAACACGCCACAGAUUCAGGAGAUGAUUUUUUUUUUUUUUACCAGUUCUGGUUUGUGUUGUGUUUUUCUUUCUAUUGGCCGAGGUACACAUUUAUAGUUAAAGACCCACAGAAUUAUUAUUAUUUUUGAUGACAUUAGAGUUUUUGUGAAGUGAUUAUAUUAUUACUUCACAAAAACUAAUUAAAUCACUGCUUACAAGGAAUACACCUUCUAAGAACUCUACAAACAUUACCAACCUGUCUCUUAGAAAAAGAAAAAAAAAACACACUGUGUUUAAGUAAAACAUUUCCAUACACUGUAUAAAGACAGGUUUUAUGGUGGCACAGUUGUUAACAAUAACAGUUUUGUUUUUUUUAUUGCUCUGAUGAGUCAGUGUGUUUGCAUGACUGCUUGUCUUUUUAUUUCUGUAUUUCCAUAUAAUAGAAAGGUUCCAUGUUAAGCAGUUCAAACAAUAAUUUGCAAGUACUGUAUAAACACCCUGGGACUGUCCGGCCAUUGCCCUAUUAUCAAACAUAAUAGCUUCUCUUCCCCAUAGAUGAACAUAUUUUAGUGAUAUAAACUCACAAACAAAAACAAAAGACCUUCUAAAAAAGAUUAAUUAAGCAGCUAAUAGUUGUAAUAUCCAUGAAACAUAAUGGACUUGUAAUCACAUGGGCGGAGAGUCCAAAGCUUGUGAGCCAGGAGAUACAAAAAAUGACUUAAUAGUAUUCUGUUAAAAAUACUCAAAGAAAUUCUCAUACCCAAUUCAAUCACACAUUUUUUUCAGGAGGAAUUCCAGCACAAUAUUAUGAAAAAUAUUCUAAUAUCCA
Molecule: messenger RNA, 2384 nt
Organism: Cyprinodon tularosa
Lineage: Eukaryota; Metazoa; Chordata; Actinopteri; Cyprinodontiformes; Cyprinodontidae
Gene: gabra2a
Product: gamma-aminobutyric acid type A receptor subunit alpha2a
Exons: 10
Coding region: 200-1555 (451 amino acids)
Biological process (GO): regulation of postsynaptic membrane potential; gamma-aminobutyric acid signaling pathway; chloride transport
Cellular component (GO): postsynapse; synapse; neuron projection
Molecular function (GO): GABA-gated chloride ion channel activity; transmitter-gated monoatomic ion channel activity involved in regulation of postsynaptic membrane potential; GABA-A receptor activity
Source: RefSeq, a predicted model, not a curated record